UGCGCAAGAGCGCCAGCAGCAGCAGCAUCUCCACCACCACAACCACCGCUGCGCUGCGUUUCCGCCUUGAUUGAGCGGCGCACACAGCCGAGAGGGGAGGGGAGGGAAGCCAGAGAGGAAGAGCAGAGCCACCAAGACGCAGUGGGGCACACGCGAGUACGGACUCCGGAGCAAAAUUACACCAACAACUCCAGUUUUCCGUCUCCACGUUUAUUUUAACGUCAAGAGGCGACCUGUGCGGUGCGCACCAGAGCUUCUCCGGCAUGGACACUGCGCUAGAAAAAAUAGACACUAAAAUGUGAGGCUCACAGGGGGAAAUCACAGUAGACAGAGAGCGCGCGCGCGUGUGUGUGUGCGCGCGUGAGAAAGAAAGUGGCUACCCCCUAAAUCUUUUGCAGGUGAUUUCAAUUCUGUGUUCUGCAGUCUGAAAAUGAAGAAGUUCAACAUCAGGAAGGUGCUAGACGGCUUGAAAGAGGUUUCCUCCUCCACGCCGUCUGUCCAAGUGGGGCCACAGGAGAACCAUCUGAUUCAGGAGACUCUCCAGUCCGACCAUUUCCAGCUCUGCAAGACUGUUCGUCAUGGCUUCCCCUAUCAACCAUCAUCCAUGGCUUUUGACCCUGUGCAGAAGAUACUGGCCAUCGGGACCCAGAGUGGAGCUCUGAGAUUGUUUGGUCGUCCUGGUGUGGAGUGUUACUGUCAGCAUGAGAGUGGAUCAGCUGUCAUCCAGCUACAGUUUCUCAUCAAUGAGGGAGCGCUGGUGAGUGCUUUGGCUGAUGACAGUGUUCACCUGUGGAACCUGAGGCAGAAGAGACCAGCCAUCCUCCAUUCCCUCAAGUUCAACAGAGAGAGAAUAACUUUCUGCCACCUGCCCUUCCAGAGUAAAUGGUUGUACAUCGGCACAGAACGAGGGAACAUCCACAUUGUCAACGUGGAGUCCUUCAUGCUCUCAGGCUACGUCAUCAUGUGGAACAAAGCCAUUGAACUGUCCUCCAAGGCUCACCCAGGACCAGUGGUCCACAUAAGUGAUAAUCCUAUGGAUGAGGGAAAGCUUAUAAUUGGAUUUGAGUCUGGGAUCGUGGUCCUGUGGGAUCUGAAAUCAAAGAAGGCGGACUAUCGCUACACUUAUGAUGAGGCUAUCCACUCAGUUGCUUGGCAUCAUGAGGGCAAGCAGUUCAUUUGCAGUCACUCAGAUGGAACUCUGACCAUAUGGAACAUCAGAGGCUCGGGCAAGCCCAUACAGACAAUCACACCACACGGAAAACAGCCCAAGGAUGGGAAGAAACCAGAGCCCUGUAAACCCAUUCUUAAAGUGGAGUAUAAAACAACCAGAAGUGGGGACCCCUUCAUAAUCUUCUCCGGUGGUUUGUCUUAUGACACGGUGGGCCGGCGACCUUGUCUAACAGUAAUGCAUGGGAAGAGUACUGCUGUGCUAGAGAUGGACUAUCCUAUAGUAGACUUCCUCACACUAUGUGAGACACCAUAUCCUAACGAUUUUCAAGAGCCUUACGCUGUGGUGGUUCUUCUAGAAAAAGAUUUAGUGGUAAUCGACCUUGCACAAAAUGGUUACCCCAUAUUUGAAAACCCAUAUCCUUUGACUAUCCAUGAGUCUCCUGUGACCUGCUGUGAGUAUUUUGCCGACUGCCCUGUGGACCUCAUACCUGCACUUUACUCUGUUGGCUCACGACAGAAACGACAAGGCUACAGCAAAAAGGAAUGGCCUGUUAGUGGUGGAAACUGGGGUCAAGGCACACAAAGCUACUCGGAGAUCAUCAUCACUGGGCAUGCUGAUGGAACUGUGAAGUUCUGGGAUGCCUCUGCAAUAAUGCUCCAGGUGCUCUAUAAACUAAAAACAGCCAAGGUAUUUGACAGGAACCGGUCUAAGGAAGACAAGGGCAGCACUGAUGUGUCAGACGAAGAUCCCUUUGCCAUUCAGAUUAUGGCCUGGUGCCCCGAGAGCCGGAUGCUGUGUGUGGCUGGGGUGUCAGCCAAUAUUAUCAUCUACCGCUUCAGCAAGCUGGAAGUAACUACUGAAGUAGUGCAGUUACUAGAGGUGCGAAUGCAGUAUGAACUGAAUGAAACAGAGUCUCCAGAUGGGGGUGAGCAGAUAUCGGCACAUCCCACCCCCGGUGCCUCCCCUCAGACAAGUGGCCCACCUUCACACCCUUCCACCAGCAGCAACAACUCUGAUGGAGGCAACAUGCCCUGCCUCAAGGUGCGGAGUGCUCCUUUGAAGCAGUCUCCAGGUUACCAGGUAGAUUUGGUAGUCCAGUUGGUGUGGGUAAGCGGAGAGCCUCCUCAACAGAUCACAAGUCUGGCACUAAAUUCCACCUAUGGGCUAAUGGCCUUUGGCAACAGCAAUGGUCUGGCGGUGGUGGACUACAUCCAGAAAACGGUGGUACUCAACUUGGGGACGGUCGAGCUUUAUGGCUCCAAUGACCCCUACCAGCGACAGCCUCGAUCGCCAAGAAAGACACGGCAGCCAUCAGGAGGUCUGUGUGAUAUCAAUGAGGGCUCAGCCACAUCAGAGGACCGCUGCAAGUCCCCCACUUCAGUGUUGAUGUCACACAGCAAUCUACAGCAAUUCUACAAUGGAGGUGGUAGAGGAGCAAAGAUGUCACGGAAAUUAAGCUUGCCUACUGAGCUAAAGCCAGACUUGGUCCUCCUGUCCGUAUGCCCGCCACGGGGUGCCAACCCGUUAGACCACCGGGACAACUCGUUCAGCCGCUCACGCUCCUCCAGUGUCACCAGCAUCGACAAGGAAGCACGAGAGGGCAUCAACUCCUUCCACUUCUGUGAGACCUUUGCCCGAAAGGGUGACUGCACUUUGACGCCCUGCCUGUAUGUGGGCACCUCCCUGGGAACUGUGCUGGUUUUAUCGCUUACGUUGCCACCUGCUGGGGAGCAGCGGCAACUGCAGCCAGUGAUCAUUUCACCAACAGGUAUGCUGGUACGGCUGAAGGGAAGUAUCCUGAGAAUGGCUUUCCUGGACUCUACAGGUUCCCUCCUGACACCUGCAUACGACCCUUGGUAUGAACCCAACGUUACCGCUGAUGGUGAAGAAAGAGAAAAAGUCCGCAAGCGUCGGCCCGUCUCUGUGUCCCCUUCAACCUCCCAGGACCUCAGUGAGAGCCAAUACGCUGUGGUGUGCUCAGAGAAACAGGCCAAAGUCAUUUCCCUCCCCUCCCAGACCUGCAUCUAUGAACACAGUAUCACAGAGACCUCCUUCAUCUUACGGGCAGAUGUGGUGCAGAUGAGCCAAGGUGUGUGCGUGGCCUGUUUCUGUGCUAAUGGCCACAUCAUGACCCUCAGUGUACCAGGAUUGAGACCGCUCAUGGAUGUAAACUACCUGCCCUUGACAAACAUGCGGAUAGCCAGGACAUUCUGCUUCACCAACCUGGGCCAGGCCAUGUACCUCUGCUCCCCCACUGAGAUUCAGAGGAUCACUUACAGUCAGGACACCUGUGAGAACUUACAAGAGUUGCUAGGUGAACUUUUUACACCAGUGGAAACACCUGAAGCUCCCAACAGAGGGUUCUUCAAAGGGCUCUUUGGAGGAGGAGCACAGUCACUGGACAGAGAGGAACUAUUUGGAGAGUUGGCAGCUGGAAAAGCAUCUCGAAGUCUGGCUCAGCACAUUCCUGGCCCAGGUGGUAUUGAGGGCAUGAAGGGUGCUGCUUCAGGCGUGGUUGGAGAUCUGGCACGUGCUCGGAUAGCGCUGGAUGAAAGGGGUCAGAAACUGGGCGAACUGGAAGAGAGGACAGCUGCCAUGAUGGCCAGCGCAGAUUCUUUUUCCAAACAUGCCCAUGAGAUGAUGCUGAAGUGCAAAGACAAAAAAUGGUACCAGUUCUGAUUAGUGAUGGGGGAGGAGCAGCGUUCUGUGGACAAGACUAUCUCAUCGACCUUCCAUUGGCUCAUCUGGACUCACCGUGACUCUUGUCCAUCUGUCUGUCCAUUAAUUCGUCCCUCCAGGCCUUCUUCACUGAAACACUUGGGAAUUUCUUCCCCAGCACAAUGUUGAACACUGUUUUUACCUCAGUCUAAGGGUAGAACUGAGGAGUAGACAGAUGACGGGUGAGAAGGACAACCUCAGAGGUAAUAAAUAAAUGCUAUCUUUUUUAUGUUUUUGUCUUUUUGUUAUCUCUGUUCAGCCUCCCCUCCGAGGUAGCAGAUUGGCUCGAGCGCCUGGAGAUUUUUCAUUCUCAUUUGCCAAAAUGUCCUUUACGGUUGUGUCCACUCUGUUCCCUCAUGGCUGAUAUUCAAACUGACAAACACAGCAGAAAAAAAGAGACUCAUAUCUAAUCAAGUAAAAAAAAAGACAACAAAAAAAAAAAAAAGUCAAAUGAAAUAAGAAGAUUCUAAAUAAAUCAUUAUAUAUACAUAGAUCUAAUUGAUGUGCAAUGCUGUAUCCACUUGUAGACUUUUGUACUUGAGUGACAAGUAUGAAAGGAAGGAAUAGUCCCUCGAGGAGACAGGAGCACGGCUCAAAGGCCGACGGAGGCAGUGCUGGGGAAGCGUCUCUAUGCAGAGAGUCACAAGGAUUGAAGCAACUCACUCUGACGUACACUGGAUAUUUCAUCAUCUCGCUCAAUCUCCAAACUCUUCUCUGUAUCUGACAGACUUUCAUGAUAUUACCAACAGUGUGUUAGUGUGUGUGUGCGUGUGUGUGAGAGAGUGCUCGAACUUUAUAUUCAUGUAAUUCUUUCUGUAUUUAAUUUAAUUAAUGUGGAAAUGGAUGAUAUUUGAGUAAUGGGAAAAAGUGAUUUUUGUCUAAGAGCACAAAUUACUUCCUCCUUAUGACAAGGGCUGGAAUAUGUACAGAGCGUAAGGAUACGAAGGCGUUUAUCCCACCGAGAUGGCAACAUCAGAUCUCCUUAUUCUGAAAGGAAGGUCAUAUGAGCCCCACGCAAUUAAUGUUUGCUUGAAAUAUUAAUUUAUUUAUCAAUUUGAAGCAAUGUUGACUGCCUCCCUCCCACUCUGAUGUCACAAGCUUUCACUAUUAGGCCUAGUGUGUGAGCUUGACUGCAGAAUUAAUGAUGAGAUCAGUGUUAAUUGCUAGAUUGUUUGGGUAUUAAGAGGUUUCCAAAAUCUGGACUCAAAAUCUGGAUUCUUCACAUAUGCAGGGAUUGGGGGGAACAAAGAGUGUAAUAUUUUAAGUUCUGUUUCAGUUCUUGCUGACAGUGGUCUGUAUGAGGAACACAGCUGUUUGUGUUCCUUUUUUUGUUAUCUAUUUAUUUAUUAAUUUAUCAUGGUGCAAGAGACACAUAUGACUUCAAUGUCAGAAAUGCUCACCUUCAUUAUUUAUCUUGUUUGCGUUACCAUGUUUGCAGUAAAAUUCACCUGUGGUGUAUCUGUCUACCAAGCUUCUAACCUUUAUUUGUAUAUAAGUAAAUAGUUUGACAAUCUUAGACCAACUGGAAAGUAAACACUGAGGUUGCUCGAGCAACAAAAGAGGAGAUAGGCCAUAUUUUUUCUGACACCAAAGAGUUGCUUUAACUUUUCCAUUUCAUUCUCAUUUGGCCAUGAGUCUGGGAACUAGGUGGCCUCCAGUAUUAAGUGUAAUCCAGUAUAGUUUCAUAAACGGAGUGCAGACAGUCUUCAGAUCCAUUUUGGAAUUAUAAUCACCAUCAUUUGUCAGGGUUAAAGUAAUGAAAAGUUGCUAAAUCAAGCAGAUUAAAUUAUAUUGCUGUUGGAUUAAAACCAGAAAUAUUCCACUACACCUCAUACAGUAUUUAUGGUAGUCAUCUAUGUGUGUCCGACCGUGUGUAAGGCUAUGUCCAUGUAACCUAGGUGAUAUAAUUUCUAUUAUGUUUUGGUAGUUGAUGUCCUAGUCUGUCACAGUCAACAGUCUGUCCUGUUGAGUGUCUGUUAGACAAGCCACCAACAAAUGGGGGAAAAAAAGAGGAAAACCUCUAAAUUCUGGUCUCCUUUCAGCAACAAAUGUUAAGUCUCUGCACAAAAGCCCUUCACUUUCUAGACUUGUUGUCCUCUGACUUGUUUCCACCUGCACAGGUAGCUCUGUCUUUACCUCCAAGGUGAUGAAGAGAGUAAGAAAAUUAAAAAAAGAAAACAACUUCAGGAAAAAAUAGCUUGUCUUAGCUAUACUCAUUGUAUUUUACUUUUCCUACCCCUUGUAGCUUUUUUUUAAAAUUCUAUUUUCAAUGUCAUCCUCUUUUUUUGCCAUCUCUUAGUGAUUUGUUUCUUAUCCAUACACUAUAGUAUGCAGUAUUCUUACCUGAUACAAUCCACAAACUUAAACAAUGAGAGGGGGUCCUGUCUAUAUGCCAUAUGCCGUCUUCUGUCCUGGAUUCAACAGUUAUCAGUGGGUUGCAGUAUUUUUCUCAUUGUAGCCAAUUUUCUUGUACAGUUUUAUGCAACUUUCACAUGGAUGUUUAUGACUUUAUCUGCUGCCACAACAAAUUUAGAAAUUCUGUAGAUAGAGAUUACUGUGCAAUGGGAAAUAAAAGUGGAAAAUGUA
This is a messenger RNA of Melanotaenia boesemani (Boeseman's rainbowfish), 6475 nucleotides long. It is a transcript of the gene stxbp5a, whose product is annotated as syntaxin binding protein 5a (tomosyn). NCBI's taxonomy places the organism in Eukaryota, Metazoa, Chordata, Actinopteri, Atheriniformes, Melanotaeniidae. Bases 431 to 3850 code for a protein of 1139 amino acids. Gene Ontology annotation, biological process: regulation of protein secretion; regulation of exocytosis. The record is from RefSeq and is a predicted model, not a curated record. The transcript has 27 exons. Gene Ontology annotation, molecular function: syntaxin binding; myosin II binding; GTPase activator activity. Gene Ontology annotation, cellular component: plasma membrane; cytoplasm; SNARE complex.